AUGCCGAACGUACAGCUUCUCGUGAUCAUUCAACAUAUCAAUAUUUAUAUCGUCUUUUUUGCUGCUAACAUCAGUACGAUAGGUAGCAUACGCCAUAUCAUUACGUUUACUUGUUUGAAAAAGUAUCGCAUCAUUUCAAAUUCAGUAUUUCUGGCUGGAGCAUCUCUUGCUGAACAACUAACUAUUAUUGACCUUCUUUUUCCACAAUCAAUUGGCUAUGUAACAGGUCAUAAUCCUCGAGUCAUGUCAUCUCUACUUUGCAAAAUAAGUUCGGUUCUCUAUAAUGGUGGCGGUGUAUUUGCUCUUGAAUGUUUAUACUUGGCCGCAAUUGAUCGCUACUUACAAACAUGUCGAUCAGCUGUUAAAUGGCAAUGGAUGACAUUGAAGAGAGCUUUAUUACUACUUUGUAUUUUUGCCUUCCUCUCUAUUGGUUUGGGCCUUCCUUUUGGUAUAUUUCGGGACGCAGUACCUAACAUUGGACAGUGUGACUUUAUCAAUGCUAAAUUUGCUCGUCUUUUUUUCUAUUUUUAUGCAAUUAUAGGUAUAAUAUCACCAGCUGCAAUUUUAGUUGUUUUCGGCUAUCUCACUUGGCGCAACGGUCAACAGACUCAGCAACGUCAAACUACAGGUCAAAAUUCUAAUAAUAUUGCUCAACAACCUACUCGAAUGAUUUUGAUUCAAACAACCUCUAUUGUCAUCUCAGCAGUGGCAGAAUUCUCACCAAGCAAAAUUCGAGAAUUCUGUUCAUUUAUAAACUAUGUUAUAUUCUUUCUUUCCUGA
Messenger RNA from Rotaria socialis, 780 nucleotides. NCBI's taxonomy places the organism in Eukaryota, Metazoa, Rotifera, Eurotatoria, Philodinida, Philodinidae. The record is from the annotation of a GenBank genome assembly.